Messenger RNA from Macroventuria anomochaeta, 1902 nucleotides. RefSeq lists its product as uncharacterized. The transcript has 2 exons. NCBI's taxonomy places the organism in Eukaryota, Fungi, Ascomycota, Dothideomycetes, Pleosporales, Didymellaceae. The record is from RefSeq and is a predicted model, not a curated record. The coding region runs from base 1 to 1902 and encodes 633 amino acids.
AUGUCGGUAGCAGCCUCCCGAGCGAGAAGCCGGAGUCGGGCGCCCAGUAUGCGGGCGCCUCCCCCAGGACCAAUUGUCGUAGAUGGCCCUCCAAGGAGCCCACGGACGCCGAUUGUGAUCGACAUGCCAGUUCGACCAAGAAGUAGAGCGAGAAGUGUUGGCAGAAAUGGGCCGCUCAUGGACACGCCAGGGCUGAGUGGAGGGAGAGGCAUGUUCAAAAGACUGAUCGUCGCUUGCGAUGGGACAUGGCUGAAUUCAGAUGACGGAGAGAAGAAUGGAGAUCUCGCGAUUCCAAGCAACGUCACACGGAUAUCGAGAGCCAUCAAAUCGGUCAGCCAAGACGGUAUCCCUCAAAUCGUAAACUACACAUCUGGCGUAGGGACCGCCGGAGGACCGUUAUACAAGCUGAUCUCAGGCACCACAGGGAAAGGUCUGCCAGACAACGUUCGAGAAGCGUACGCUUUCCUUGCAAACAACUACCACCACGGCGACGAGAUCUUCCUCAUUGGUUUCUCAAGAGGUGCAUUCACCGCACGUAGCAUAGCCGGUCUCAUAGGCGAGGUCGGCUUGCUGACGAAGAAGGGACUCAACGACCUGCCAGAAGUAUACGAAGACGUUCAACAUCGAAGAGAUCCGAACUACGUGCCCAAACACCCGGACAUUCCGUUUCCACGUAAGCCCAGCGCAAGCGACCCCCGGUAUAUGGAAGAGCUGGAACGCCGCGGUUUGACAAGACUCGAUAUUCCUAUCAAAGCGAUCGCCGUCUGGGAUACGGUGGGCAGUCUUGGUAUUCCGCGAAUUGGCCUGCUACAACGUGCGGGUCUACAAGGCAAGCAGUCCCGUGCAACAGCGUUCUAUGAUACGAAACUUAGCAAUUGCAUUGAGAACGCAUUCCAGGCCCUUGCCCUUGAUGAGAAUCGGUCGUCCUUCUCACCAGCCGUGUGGGAGAAGCCUGAGGGCAACAGGACGACGCUGCGGCAAGUGUGGUUUCCAGGUGUGCAUGCAAAUUGUGGCGGUGGGUAUGAUGAUAUGCAACUUUCGAACAUCACAUUAGCAUGGAUGAUGAGCCAGCUAGAGCCGUUCCUCGAAAUGCGGGAUGACUACUUGUUCGAGCAAGAUGCCUUGAAUGAGGGCUACUACGAGGAAGUAGGGCAAGGAAUACGACCAUGGAGUUUCGGCAAGAUCUACAACGAGCUGAAAGGGGUCAUGGCCGCGGGUGGAAGAACAAUCCGCCAACCAGGCCAGUACCACGCCGUAGACCCCUUCACAGGCCGAACAACAGACCGCCCUCUCCGCCAAACAAAUGAAUACAUCCACCCCUCCGUCCGCACACGCUACCGUCUCCAAGGCCCUGGGCAACUCGACCGCGGCGACUACGAAGCGCGCGCCCUAACCGACAGCUACAAGCUCACCAUCGACUACGGGCCCAACAGCCAGCACGCUUCGGACCCAGAAAUCUACUGGCGCAUCAAAUGGCGGGACGCACACGCGGUGAAGAUCUUACCCGAAGCACCGCUCUGGCGGCUGGAGCGAGAGUUGGCCAGAAAAGACCCCGACACAUACGACUACAUCAAGCGCCCUCCCGCGACAAAAACCCGCGACAGCAAGCGCCGCAGCCAGAGACCCAUGAGCGCGGACAUGAGCUCGAGAGCGCCGACGACGCCCGGCGGUGCGAGCGUGGUCAGUAAAAGGAGGAGGGAUACGAUGACGCCGCGCAGCACGUUUCCGCUUGAUGAGAAGGCGGACGCGAGGAGUUCGAGGAGAAAGAGCGUGGUGGAGAGGAAUGGGCGCGCGAGGAGUAGACCCAGGACGAGUGUGUACGAUGGCGGUGAGACGGAGAUUAGGGAGAGUAUGCCGCAUCGGGGGGAGAAGGAUAAGGCGUGGUGGGAGGGGAGGCGGUGA